AUGUCGCUCCCAGAUUCGGAAGGCCAAAAUAACCUUCAUAUUGAUACCCCUGCUCAAACUAUUUCUUCCUGCGGAAACCAGCUAAAAGCCUGUGAUCCAGCUGAAGAGGAUACACCAAGACGGUUAACUGAUAUGAGUUCAGACGAAGUACAUUGUGGGUCAGAAUACAACAUGAUUGAAAAAAUUGCGAUUUAUUCAAGUAAGAACUGGGAUAAAGAUCUGUCAGAUACCAAAAGAUCAUCGUCAAAUGAUGAAACUAAGAUAAAAAAUCAACAAGUGCUCAUCCCUGUUGAUGAAAUUGGAAAUAGUAUUAGAUCAUAUACUCCAGUUUGCACGUUGAACCAUUUGGAUAACCAACAGUCCACUAUUGGAUCUUCUUCAGGCUAUAUACAAGUAUCCACAUCAAUCAGUUCUGCAAAUUCAUCAUAUGCCUCCAUAAAUGAAGACCCCCCUUAUUCUCUAGACUCUUAUGAUAUGAGGGAGAGCAAGGUAAAAUCUACUUCCGUUUCGAAUGUCUCUAGACCUGUGCUAUUAGCACCACUAAAUGAUAGAACUGCAAAUAACAUAGCUAUAUAUGACGAAGACGAUGAUAACCAAGAUUUGGUCCAGCAAGAACGUAGUAGGCGAAGUUCCAAACGUGCAAUGUCCUUAUCCUUGGACGAGAAGGGAAAAUCCAAAGCUAGAAUGAGCAUAGAUGGAUUACGGAGUAAAAUCUCACCAGGUAAGUUUACUGAUUCUAUUGGUCUAGACACCCACAAGUAUGGUGAGUUUCACGUUUUUGAUGAUCAGUAUCAUACAUUUAUCAACCAUCCAUUUGUUCCUUCUUUGAGGCAUGUUAAAUUGUUUUCAAAUGAUGAGGCCAUUUUCUAUUUGAUGAAUUUCCAAAAUACCAAGCUACCAGAGGUUGAAACCAUGUUUCCCUGGCUCCAUGGGAUCCAUAGGGAGAAUUUUGGACAAAUCAAUUUUUUAAGUAGUUCCUCCAACGUCAUCGAGGGCAACAACAAUAACCGGAAAGUCAUCACAUUUGAUAAACCUACUCUAAUAAAUCAGAUACGACAAGAAUCAAUUUUUAUUAAAAGAUCGGAGGGAGAAGUCCAAGAAGAAGAGGAAGAUCCAAUUUCUAGACUAACGAAUACUCCUGACGCACGAUUUUUAAUGCCCAUACGAUCUAGUAAUUUAUUAGGAGAAGUUUCUUCAACUUAUAGCAAUGUGAUUGUUGAAUCAAGUGGACUUAUAAAGGGUAGUGUGUCUAUAGAAGAUGUGUUAGUCAACUAUUCAAGUGUCUCUAAUCUAGAAUGUUACUUGUUGAAGAAUUUACCAAAGGCUAUAUUUAAAGACUAUUCAUUAGAGACCAUUGUAUUGGAUUGUAUUAUUACAAGAGUUUUACCUGUUUUCAAAAAGUUAGAUCCCGAAUUAGGUAUCAAUUUAAGAAAUUUUCAUAUCCAAGUGUCAAAAAUCAGUCACAUAUCUGAUUUCAUUGUCUAUUGCUUCAAUAAAGGAGAUCACCAGAUUUGUAUGGAUCGGAAAAGAGAGGAUUCCUUUGAAAAUAAUAAAUGUAAAUGUUUGAGCAUAGCAAGAUUAUUACAUGUUGCCCAAAUAGUUUACCAACAUGAGCAUCCUGAGAUACUGAGAGGCUACAAUAUGGGAACUUUGCUAAAUGACAAGAAGUAUAAUACUUUUAUUCUGGAAAAUCCGAAUAUUGAGAAAUUAUCAGAAUACGAUCUGAUAAGUAUUGAACCUUUGAAAGUUGACGCAUCUUCCAAAAGAGAUGAUGAAUUAUGCUCUAAAUAUGACUUGAAUGUAUUUAACAAUUGGGAUUCGAAUUAUCUGUACAGGGAAAGGUUGGAAAUCUCGAAAAUGUCAACAGCAACACCGUUGCCUGAUGAUGUAUGGCUGGGAAAUAUAACCGACUAUGAAUGUCUGAAAAUACAACUGAAUAAUAACAAAGACAUAAAAAUGUCGACGAAGAUAGAUGUUAACCGGAUUCUUGAAGAACAAAGAAACAAUCCCUUAUUUUGUAGUCCUACAAACACCAUUACCAAUUUGAGAAAAAUUGAUUUUUAUGAAGGUUUGAGGAACGACGAGUAUGACAAACUACUGAUCACUUUCCCUCGUACUAUAUGGAGGUUUUACAUAAAAUGUGUUGAAAAUGCGAAGAUUCCCACUUUAGAACAACUUAGAUUAAUCUACAACAAUUUUCAAGAUUGUGAUUUCAUAAAUAUAGAAUUUCCACCUUCUGGGUCAAUCACAAUGGCGGAUAUGUCAGAUGAAGAGAUACUUUCCAUCAUUAAUAUCUGCAAGUUCUUAUAUUACAUCACCAAUAGUGAGUUUCCUGGAUUAAUUUAUUGCUCUGAUGGAUACACCGAAUCCUCCUUAUUGACGUUAUGUUAUCUAAUGUAUUCUCUGAAUAUAUGUCUUGAUGAGGCAAUUUUGAAACUACACGUUCGAUAUGGACGACCUUUUUUCAUCUUUAAAACGGACUACGUAUUACUUUCCAAACUGGAAACUAUUAUAAACAAAUUUUCACCAUUACAGACGAAUAUGCAAGAGACGAGGGAUGAUUUCAAGUUUGAAGACGAUACAAGAUCUAUUAGGGUAUUAUUGUUACUAAUGCCCAAGAAGAAACGUAGUGUUGGGACCGCCUGCAGUGUUGGCAGUGUUGGCAGUAUUGGCCACGAGUCCAACUCAUUUGUUACGAACACAGGCCAUCAUGUGGUCCAACUCAGGGGAAAGCCAAAACGUCAUAACAUCACACACGCCAACAACUUUACCAAGUUUGGCACCAAAAACCCCAAUGUCCUAAAAUGUAAGCCAUCAAUUGAUGGCUCAUUUGAGGAAGUUAGUGGAUCUUUGCCAUCAAAGAUUUUAGGGCACAUGUAUCUAGGCUCAUUAACACAUGCAUCCAGUAUUCCCAUGCUAUCAAGAUUAGGGAUAGAAUAUAUCGUUAGUGUUGGAGAGACAAUUCCAUGGAAUAACGAAUUCAAGCAUGAAAAAAUCGAGAGUUCCGAUCCACAUUUGGAGAAAUAUAUAUAUGAAGAUAGUCAAUAUGACGAAAAAUCUCAGUAUUUUUUCCCUAUUAAGAAAGUCAUGGUCUUACACAAUAUUAACGACGAUGGCAUGGGGACGUUAAUUUCGACUCUUGACGAAACAAUAAAGUUUAUCGAUGAGUGUUACCAGAAGGGCAAGAAGGUUUUGGUUCACUGCCAAGUUGGGGUUUCUAGGUCAGCCAGUGUGUGCAUUGCAGAAGUUAUGAGUCGGUUGAAGCUAACGCUUGCACGUGCGUACAUGUUUGUCCGCGUGCGUCGAUUAAACGUGAUAAUCCAACCUAAUUUGAAAUUGAUGUAUGAGUUGUUCAAAUGGGAGGAAAGUAAUAGAUUGAAGAAUAAAGAUGAUGCGGUUAUCACUAACUCAGCUAGAAGUUUGAGAGAAGUUGAAUGGUAUGUUUUAUGUAGGGAAAUUUACAAUUUAAAUAGGGCGUAUAUAAAGUAG
This is a messenger RNA of Pichia kudriavzevii, 3489 nucleotides long. RefSeq lists its product as uncharacterized. Lineage: Eukaryota; Fungi; Ascomycota; Pichiomycetes; Pichiales; Pichiaceae. The transcript has a single exon. The coding region runs from base 1 to 3489 and encodes 1162 amino acids. Gene Ontology annotation, biological process: nuclear DNA replication; protein dephosphorylation. Gene Ontology annotation, molecular function: protein tyrosine/serine/threonine phosphatase activity. The record is from RefSeq and is a predicted model, not a curated record.